Messenger RNA from Haliotis rufescens (red abalone), 2246 nucleotides. Its product is annotated as centromere protein L-like. The record is from RefSeq and is a predicted model, not a curated record. The transcript is spliced from 12 exons. The coding region runs from base 150 to 1196 and encodes 348 amino acids. NCBI's taxonomy places the organism in Eukaryota, Metazoa, Mollusca, Gastropoda, Lepetellida, Haliotidae.
GUCAGGAAAGUAUUAGAUCGUAUUAGAUUAUGAAGAAGCAUGUUAUAACCUGCAUAUAUAUGUGUGUGAGAUCCGUAGGAUUUGGACAUUUUGAACAAAUUCAGGUGCUACAAUCAAGCUUCAUAGUGAGUAUGUGAGAUGGUUUGACAAUGGAUGGUGAGCCUGCUUCAGUCAUUGACCAGACCCCCAGCCAGGUGUCGGGGGUUCAGUGCAGUGUGAGGACCAGCGGCAGUACAAGGAAGAAUACUCCAUACCACAAGACUCCCCGGAGUCGACGCUUCGGUCUCCAAGGUUCGAAGUCUCCACUGAUAGAAAAGACGCCAACCUCCCCAAGACAUGCUCCAAGCUUUAAGGGUCUUGUGAACAAGACAUGGAAGCUGUAUCGGUUAUCUCCCUUAUACAACUUCACACCUACACCAAGUCAUUUGAGGAGAUAUGGAACUUCUCUCUCAGUUUUAGUAGGCGAGCGACAGAGAAGAAGCUUGAUCACAGAAAGUAAGGACUUGGUGAGAUCCCUGAUCAGCCCAUACCGAGAACUCACCAUAGGACCAGAUGAUCCUGAGUGCAUUCAAAUUCUCAUCACAGGGAAAACUUUGAAAGACAUCCCUACAACAUUAGUCACAGGAUUCAUGUUCGGGGUGGAGCUUCAGGACAGCCUGGUCUCGCCCCACAAUGGACACUUCAAGCACUACCCUGUGCUCAUGGUGAAGGGGUCAAUGUCGCUCUGUAAGGCCCUCACAGACUGGCUGGAGAGCAAGUUUGACUGUAGAGUGUCUGCUAUGACCUUCUCCUCAGUUGACCUCAGCUGGAUGGUGGCCAUGUGGAGUGGAUUAUCAAAAGGUUUGAAGAGCAAGCCAGUUGAACUCCUGUACACAGUGCCAGAAGAGGUUGAAGGACUGAAGAAGAUCACGUACAGUAUUGAUGCUGAGGACUGCCAGAGACUGUGGGACAGUAUCCAUGACGGCAGCAGUAAUGAAUUCACCGAAGAGGAAGUCAAGACUUUUAUGGACUGUUUACAGUCCCACUUCUAUGGUUGUUUUAAAGUUCAUCUCUCAUCAAUGUUUCUGACGAGAAUUGGGACAUCCAUUGUGUAUGUUGGGAGUGAUGGCAAAAUAAAAUUUUUCACUGAAAGUGGCGUGAUCCCAGUGCUGAGGUACAUUAGUGAACUCUCUGUAGAGAAGUCAAAAAUCUUAUAACACUAGAACGUGUCGGUUUCACAAUAGUGCAUCCGUGUCCACCUUCUUUCUUUGAGACCAUCAGUGUUAUGAAAUGAUGGAUAAAGUAGUUGUGUUUGAAACUAUAUCAUCUAAAAAAGAAACCAGGACAAAUAUAUUUUCAUAGGAGAAUGUAUUUAGCUUGUUGAUUAAGGAUCACGUUUGACCGUGCUGGCAGAAGGAACAGUAACAUUAGACCUUAUACAUCUUUACUGUUUAUAUGCUGCUUAUGUAUAUCAUUUAUAAAAAAAAUGAAUAUUCUUAACCAUCAUCAUCCUGCAACAUCCUGUGUAUGUAUGUACCCAUGUUGUAGAACAGCGUAGGCUCAUUCACUUCCAGAACAGUUCAUUAAUCAUGGAGGGGGCAUGGGUGGCUCCUUCAACCAGGUGCCGCAAGUUGCGUCCCUUGGACACGCCAGAAAUCUAUGAUCAUCCGUUCGAUUCCUGUUCACAGAUUGUUUCUAGGUUUAUCAGCACCAUACCUGUGGUCACGAGUUUCACCAAAGAUGUAAACAUGACACCUGCAUCACUUUGGGUUUCUUCCCACAUUAAGCUGACACGCCGUGAUAUGACUUGAAUACUGUUAAAAGCAGCGUUAAACCCAACUCACUUGCUCAGCCACUGUUUAUAUACAAGUUACACACCCCAGGAGCACCCAUGUUGAUCAUUAUGGCACAUUGACUUGAAGAACAGUAUAUUAACCAUUGAGUAAGACUUACAAGACCUGUACAACACACAGACAUUUGUCAUGUUAAAUUUUUGUAGUGAAAAAACUUCUAUUGCCAGCACCAAGGCAGUCAUCCUCACUGUAUAUGGGUGUUGUGGAUCCCUGUUAUGUCCCUAGUAGGCAACUACAUUGUGUGGUUAAACCAUGUUGAUCCUGUGCAUGUUUUCAUAAUAUUUAUGGUUUUGUAUACAUGGUUAUGUAAUAUAUACAAUUUACAUGUACAAGUUUGUCGGUAUGUUCUCAAUAUGAAAAUUAUGAUAAAAAUUGAAUUUGUGGUUAUGAAUAAAUGUGCGUUUUAAAAAUUGA